Molecule: messenger RNA, 1061 nt
Organism: Solanum dulcamara
Lineage: Eukaryota; Viridiplantae; Streptophyta; Magnoliopsida; Solanales; Solanaceae
Product: transcription factor MYB3-like
Exons: 2
Coding region: 5-955 (316 amino acids)
Source: RefSeq, a predicted model, not a curated record
AGAAAUGGGGAGAGCACCAUGCUGUGCUAAAGAGGGGCUUCGUAAAGGUCCAUGGUCUACAAAAGAAGACUUAUUGCUUACAAAUUAUAUUAAGGAAAAUGGUGAAGGCCAAUGGAGAAACUUACCCAAUAAAGCUGGGCUACUUAGAUGUGGAAAGAGUUGUAGGUUAAGGUGGAUGAACUAUCUAAGGCCAGGAAUCAAGAGAGGAAAUUUCAGCCAAGAUGAAGAAGAUCUUAUAAUAAGGCUCCAUUCCCUUUUGGGUAGUCGUUGGUCACUCAUAGCUGGUCGAUUACCAGGUCGAACCGACAAUGAAAUCAAGAAUUAUUGGAACACACAUGUUAUCAAGAAGCUCAAAAUUGCUGGAAUUCAGCCCAAAGUCCACAAAGUUUCUCCAAAGAAAAAGCCCAAAACAGAGAAUCCAAGUAAAAAACAGGACAAAAAGAAGAAAAAUAACAAGAAAAAAGACCAAUCUUUAGACACUCCUCAUCAAUUUGUGUUUGUCCCAAAGCCUAUUAGAAUUUCCUCUGGACUUUUGAGGAAUUCUAGUGUUGAAAAUGUUGCAUUAUUGAGUAUUUCAUCUCUAUGUUGCUCCGACUCACCCAAAAUAUUGCCACACACAUGUCAGAUCCUUAAAAACUGCAUUAUUUCUGAAGAAUCCGAUUCACACCUAUCCGCAUUUCUGAAGAACUCGAACAACAUAGUUUUACCUAGUUCUGAAGAAGGUGAUAAUAACCACAAGAAGAUUAAUGUUAUUACCAAUGAUGAUGAGAAUAUUGAGGGUAAAAUAAAAGAGGUUUCAUUUAUUCCUUGUGCUUCAAAUUUGUUAUUUGAUGAAGUUCUACUAGAUGGAUAUUGUGAUCUUUCAAAUGAAAGCAUGCUGGAGAAGGUUUAUGAAGAAUAUCUUCAACUUAUUUCUGAAAAAUGUUAUCAUCAAGAUGAUCCAAUAGCACUCUAGUGCAAGUAUUUAGUGUUCAAAAUCUUUUGCUUCUAUUUUUGUGUUCAUUGUAAAAAUAUAUUCUGUAUGUUCCGCUUUACGUGACAUUAUUCAUGUUUGAUCAAAA